This is a messenger RNA of Salvia hispanica, 2073 nucleotides long. The record is from RefSeq and is a predicted model, not a curated record. Lineage: Eukaryota; Viridiplantae; Streptophyta; Magnoliopsida; Lamiales; Lamiaceae.
AAACCAACCUUUCUUUCUGAUUUGGCACGCUUUCUACUUUCUUUUGGGUGAAAUGUGGCAUUUUUUCUUGUUUCUUUAGGCGUUAACUGAGGCCCAUCUCAUCUUCUGUUCAUUUUUGCUUAGAUUAGUGUCAAAGAUGGAUGAUUCUGCCAAAUCUGGUGCUAGAUUGGAAGUUUCAGUUUCGUUUGGUAGGUUUGAGAAUGAUGCACUCUCGUGGGAGAAAUGGUCUUCUUUCUCCCCCAACAAGUAUUUGGAGGAAGUUGGCAGCUUAUCAACACCGGGAUCGGUGGCACAGAAAAAGGCCUAUUUCGAAGCUCACUACAAAAGGAUCGCAGCUAAGAAAGCUGAGGAGAUGGAGCAGGAGAACUCGAUGAGCCCUAUUAUCCCCAGUCCUUGUUUAUCCAGCAAGGAAGAUCAUAGUGAGAAUUCAUCUGAGAAUGGGGCUGAAUUCGGCUUGUUCAGUCACGAGAGAUUAGUUGAAAGAAUUGCAGAGGAAGAAGCAUGUGCGGCUGCUUUGACAAAUGUCGUGAUUGCAGAUGAGGAGAAAAAUGGUAAUGCUAGAUCAUCCAAAGGGGAUGAGCAAGGAGCUUGUAUGAAUAAUUUGGUUGAAAAUGUUGCUUCAGAGGAGGAGAUGGGUGCUUCGGUGGAGUCGGGAAGCUCUGCAAUUCAAGAAGCUAAGGACGAAACAAAUGUUGAUGUAGAUAACUCUGAGUUGAAUGUUAGUAAAGAUGCAUUGUCGGUUGUGUUAGAGACGCCUCAGAAAGUUUCUCAGCGUAUCUUGGAAAGACCUCGAGAAAGUAAAAACGUGUUGAAACAAUCAAGCGUGGUGAAAAAGGAAAAUUCGAAGUUGAAUACACGGCAUGUACCUCAAAAGGUAACUCCAAUGAACAAGGAGAGAAACUCGUCCAUGACAAGAAAGAAAGUCGUUACACCUCCAACCAAACCGUUGCCAGCAACCACUCCUAGACACAUGAGGCCUACAUCGGUCUCAUCACCUAUAUCAGCCCCUCAAGCUUUAAAAAAGAAGGUGAAUCAUUCGGCACCCCCAAAAACAAAGAGUUCUCAGGUUGGACAAAGCAAGAAAGUAGCUCCAACCUCGCUGCACAUGUCUCUUAGCUUGGGUCCUGCAGAGUCUCUUGGCGCUAUCCCGAUGACCAGGAAGUCAUUGAUAAUGGAGAGCAUGGGGGAUAAGGAUAUUGUCAGACGAGCUUUCAAGACUUUCCAGAAUCGCACAAAUGGAUUUUCAACCGAUGAAAAACCAACCACAGUAAAACAUGCAUCAUCUACUGCUCGUGAACCAAAGACAUCCAGUUAUCGCACUCCUACAAAGGGAAAUGAAGGGCUGAGAAAGGAAGCUGAAAAGAGAACUAGUCAUAUGAUCCAGUCAGGAACGAGAUCGAAUCCUCUGUCUACUGGAUUGCAUAAAAGCAUUGCACUGGAUAAGAAAAGUCCCGCAACUCCCUCUCCGGCUGCAGGGUUGAAGAGCGAUGACAAAGCUGCGAAGCGUAAAGAGUUCCUAAAGAAGCUCGGGGAAAAAUCAAUUGCUAGAGAGUCGGAAAAAGCUCAGCUUGCUGCAAAAUCAAAGGUGGGUGUUGAAAAUGGGAUGCGUCAAAAACCUAUAACAACCCGUUGAAUAUUGUUGUUUCAAGAUUUCCAAGUCGAGUGUCACUACAUCUCGACUGGAUAACAACUAUUGAUGGCUAAAGCUGUUAGAGUAAGAGCUCAUGACAAGAACCGGUUUCGGUUUCGUGACUUCCUCCACGGCCUAGCUAGCCAGCAGCAUACUUUAUCGCGGUAGGUAAACAAAGGGAAGAAGGCACACUGGCACAACACUGCACUUGCUAUUGAGAUCGAACAUCUUGCCUUAGCAGGAGAUUUAAGAGAAGCUUAUGAUUUUGCUUUUUACCCAUUUAGGGAGAAAAUCAUGUGUGUAUAAAAGGCUACGUUCGUUUGAAGCAGUUUUAUUACUACAAGAUAGCAAAACUAGUAGCAUUAAAGUUAAAACUAAAAUUAUGAGCAUAUUUGUUGAACUCUGUUUAUUUUCAAAUAUAAUCUGGCAGUCUUUAGGAGGAA